UUCUCCAGCACCUAGACUGGAGCAGUAUUAGCAUUAUCUGCUAACCAUGCUAAACGCUAGCUCUUUUCCAGUUCAGAUGCGAGUAUAUUCCUGUAGCCUGCUGCUAACCCCGGGUAGGACAACUGGAGCAGUAUUAGCAUUGUACACGAAGUGCUAGCUCUUUUGCCGUUCAGAGGGAUGAAGUUCAUGUAUACAGCACUGCUCCUUCUCUACAACUUCACACCAUCCAGAUCAGAGGAUAUUAAGGUGGUUGGUCCAUCUUUUCCUCUAACUGCUGCUGUUGGAGAAGACCUCAUUCUGCCCUGUUCCCUCCAGCCCAAUAUCAGCGCUGUGGAUAUGACAGUGGAGUGGCUCAGACUAGAUCAGAAAGAUUCUAUAGUGCAUCUUUACAUGGAGCACGAGGACAGAAGUAAAGAGCAGGCUGUGUCUUACAGAGGAAGAACACAACUCUUCAAAGAGGAGCUACAGAAAGGCAACACUUCCCUCAAACUCUCCACAGUUCACGUCUCUGAUACAGGAAAAUACAAAUGUGUAGUUAGAUCUAAGUCAUCAUACCGGUCCUGGUAUGAUGACAUAACUCUUGAUGUUUUAAUUCAAGGUACGGGGACAGAUCCGGUGAUAACAGUGGAGCAGCUUGGUGUCUCAGGAGGAAUCAGUUUAAUGUGUGAAUCUAAAGGCUGGAACCCUGAACCAGAAAUUCUGUGGCUUAACAGUGAAGGAGCCGCUCUGAAUGCUGAAGCUACAGAGACAGAGAGACACUCUGAGGGCAUUACUGUGAAACGCAGAGUCACUGUUUACAAAACAAACUCCAACAGAUUCUACUGCAGAGUUAAACAGGAACAUCACAUGAAGCAGACAGAGAUUAUCAUUUCUGGUGAAAGUUUCAUAGGAUGGUGGAUCAGCCUCAUCUUAAACUUUCUUUUAUCAUCAUUAAUGCUUAUCGGAAUCAUUGUAAUACUUAUUCAUAAUAAGAGAAAAGGUCAGCCAUGUUACAAAGAGGAUGGAAAUCCUCAAGUAACAGUCAGGCUGUCUCCUGAAUUGUCUGAGAGUGACCUCUCUGAUGGGUCAGAAUCUGUGUCAUCAGAUAAAGAUUCUGACCAUGCUACUGAUCUGUUGGAGCCAGACAUUGCUCCAGCCAAUCCAGCAUGGCGAGAACAAUUUGUGACGUGUCGGACGCAAGCUCAACAGUUGAAGAGACAACUGGUGUUCAAAGUGGACUUCCCAGAUUACCUGCCUUUCACCGACAUUGAACAAAUGAAACAAAUUCUUUGUUAUAAUUAUCUUCUAUUUUUUCCAGUGGAUGUGUUUAUGGACAUCAACACAGCUCAUCCCUAUCUUAACUUGUCAGAAAAUAGAAAGCAGGUGAAAUAUGGAAAGAAACGAGAAAACUUCUCUGAUCAGCAACAGGCUUUUGAUGACUGUGUUUUUAUUCUGGGAACAGAGGGGUUCCAACGCUCGUUUUACUUCGAGGUGCAGGUCAGGGGGAAGACUGACUGGACUGUAGGAGUGGCCAGAGAGACAAUUAAGAAAAAUGGGGAUAUUACACUGAAUCCUGGGUUUGGAUUCUGGACUUUGAGUAAGGGGAACUAUAUGUAUGUCCCCAGUGUCAGUGUCUCAAAAAGCCAUAACCCUCAAAAUGUGGGAGUGUUUGUGGAUUAUAAAGACGGAAUGGUUUAUUUUUACGAUGUAGAUGCAAACGUUCUUAUUGCUUGCUUUAAUGAUGAUGCAUUCUCAGAGAAACUCUAUCCAAUAUUUAGUCCUGGUACCAAAUGGGGAGGUAAAAAUUCUGCUCCUCUGAUCAUUAAUGAACCCACGCAAUUCUGUGACACUGAACACAGUGAAAACCAGGAAACUGAAUUAGUUCUUUGUUCAGAUUAGCUGUGCCAGUCCUGUACACAUAGGCUAGGUUCAGACUGCCAGUCCAAAUCAGAUCUAGAUUAUAUCAAUUGUAUCCUGCUUUUGUCAGACUGGACCAAAUUAAAAAAACAAAUUAAAUCUGAUAUUUCUUUUUAACUUCAAACCACAUUUAGAGGUGGUUUGAAACAGUAAUUUUUAGGUCAUGAACGAUUCGGCUCCAAGAAUGACGGGAGCCGUCUCCUGAUUGUAAGACGAUUUUUUUGUUUCUGUUAAAGUCACGCAUGAUUGGUUAAGAUGUGUCGUGGUGGCUGGAUGUUACUUUUACUUUUAUUUUGAAAAUUUUUAUUCAUAUUUUACCAAGUGAUAUUUUGUGUUGUUUCCAUGUACAAAUUUACAAAUAAUAUACACAAUCACAGAUUAACACUUU
This is a messenger RNA of Astyanax mexicanus (Mexican tetra), 2284 nucleotides long. RefSeq names its product butyrophilin subfamily 1 member A1-like. The record is from RefSeq and is a predicted model, not a curated record. The transcript is spliced from 8 exons. Bases 178 to 1878 code for a protein of 566 amino acids. Gene Ontology annotation, molecular function: protein binding. NCBI's taxonomy places the organism in Eukaryota, Metazoa, Chordata, Actinopteri, Characiformes, Acestrorhamphidae.